Molecule: messenger RNA, 1449 nt
Organism: Salmo salar (Atlantic salmon)
Lineage: Eukaryota; Metazoa; Chordata; Actinopteri; Salmoniformes; Salmonidae
Biological process (GO): embryo development; regulation of transcription by RNA polymerase II
Cellular component (GO): nucleus
Molecular function (GO): RNA polymerase II transcription regulatory region sequence-specific DNA binding; DNA-binding transcription factor activity, RNA polymerase II-specific
Source: RefSeq, a predicted model, not a curated record
GCCACCUCGGUAGCUCGCUAGCCGACAAAGUCGGAACAUUCAAGUUCUUUAGACAAUUUCGUGGUUUAAUUGUCACUGUGAUUUAAACAUACUUAUGUGGAUACAACUAGCUACCCCAUUUGAUGUAAUAUUUACGUUAUAAGUCAGCUAGCUGGCUGGUUAAGUUAGCACUAGUCUAGUCGCUAAUGCUAGCUAGCUAUUAUCCCCGACCAUGACUUCACUAAUCUACUCUCCUCCUGUUAAAGAAGAGGAGGUCUGUUGGUCGGAGAAAGAAGCUCUCGUGAAAGAGGAGGAGGAAGAGGAGGCUGUUACAAUACAAAAACAAGUAGAGGGUGAGGCUGUUACAGUGAAAGAUGAAGAGAAAGACGUUACAGAGAAAGAAGAGGAAGACGCCUUCAGAGUGAAAGAGGAGGAGGAUGUUACAGUAAAAGAAGAGGAGGAAGAGAAAGAGGAGGAUGCAGUUUUUGGAGUGGAGGAUGAAGUGAAAGAAGGUGAAGACGUUUUUGGAAUGAAGGAUGAAGAGGGGGAGAUUACUGUCACACUAGAGGAGGACGAAGAUGAGAAGACUGGAGAACUGAUUAACACCAGUAAAUACAGAGAGAGACGGGACUAUCGUGGAUCCUCUGGGGAUCCUCAGCAACAUCAUGAUGCUGACGAGGCAGAGAAGAGUCUCUCCAGAUCAGAACUCCUCAAGAAACACCUGCCGAGACCCACAGGGAAGAAAUCUCACUGCUGCUCUGACUGUGGGAAAAGAUUAAACUCCUCAGUAAAACUUAAAGUACAUCAAAGAAUUCACACUGAAGAGAAACCUUUUGGCUGUACUCAAUGUGGGAAGAGUUUUUUUCUUUCAAGCUGUCUGAAGAGACACCAGAAAACACACACAGGAGAGAAACCUUAUAGCUGUCAUCAAUGUGGAAAGAGUUUUACCCAGUCAAGAAGCCUGAUAUCACAUCAGAGAACACACACAGGAGAGAAACGAGAGAAACCAUAUAGCUGUACUCAAUGUGGGAAGAGUUUUGUUCGUUCUAGCAGUCUGAACGUACACCAUAGAACACACACAGGAGAGAAACCUUUUAGCUGUAAUCAAUGUGGGAAGAGUUUUAUUUCAUCUUGCCAGCUGAAGGUACACCAUAGAACACACACAGGAGAGAAACCUUUUAGCUGUAAUCAAUGUGGAAAGAGUUUUUAUAUAUCUAGCCAGCUGAAGGUACACUAUAGAACACACACAGGAGAGAAACCUUUUAGCUGUACCCAAUGUGGGAUGAGUUUUACCCGAUCAACAAACCUGAUAUCACACAGGAGAACACACACCGGGGAGAAACCUCAUAGCUGUGAUCAAUGUGACAAGAGAUACUCUGAUAAAAGAUCUCUGAUGAAACAUCAGAAAAUACAUGAAGGAGUUGUUUCAUGAUAUCAAUGAAAUAUUGUCACAAUGUAGAAUGUUUUAAC